Messenger RNA from Ipomoea nil (Japanese morning glory), 3000 nucleotides. RefSeq lists its product as uncharacterized. The record is from RefSeq and is a predicted model, not a curated record. Bases 504 to 2684 code for a protein of 726 amino acids. The transcript has 6 exons. NCBI's taxonomy places the organism in Eukaryota, Viridiplantae, Streptophyta, Magnoliopsida, Solanales, Convolvulaceae.
UGAAAGUGGAAUUGAUAGUGAAAGUGAAAAGAUGAUGGAGAUCCAUCCAUCCAAAGAAGUGAAAGAACGGUUACAUUAGAGAUGGUUGAUUUGGUAAAGUGGAACUUUAGGUGGCUGGAGUGGGGCCCGGGCAGUCCAACACCGACCUUCUUUGUCUUCCUCCUCAGCACAGUAUGCUCUGCAACGCCUUUUGCUAUAUUCUCUUCUGCAUGGAUGGAUGGAUUUGGUUCUCCUCUAUCUCUCUCUCUUUCUUCACAUGUAAUGGGGCACACCCAAAUCUGUAAAGACUAAAGAAUCUCUCUAGAAAGAUAAAUAUUCUUGGCUAGCUAGCUGGGUCUCACUAUCUGGGAGGGGGGUGGGGGGGGGGGCUAUUCCUCUCUGAAUUCCAAGAUUUUGCUCCAUUUCCACUUUUCUUCAAUCCAUCAGGAUCGAAUUGGUAAUAUAUUGAUGAUCUUUGGGUGUUUGAAUUGCAACGCGGGAGUGGUUUAUUUCGGGGUUGUUUAAUGGGGGGUGUGAGUUCUAAAAUCGAAGAAGAUAAGGCGUUACAGCUCUGUCGUGAGCGGAAAAAGUAUGUUCGACAAGCACUCGAUGGCAGGUGUUUUUUAGCAGCUACCCAUAUUGCUUACAUAGAGGCGUUGAAAAUCGCGGGAACUGAUUUAAGAAAGUUCGUUGAACCCGAAGCUUCGAUCUAUACUUCAACCGAUGUUAUACCUCAGCCACUUGCAUUGCCCGGGGGAAAGUCUCCUUCCCAGUUCUCGUCCCCGUCUAUCUCACGAGGCGUGGAUGGAUCUCGGAAUAUAUUCCCGUCCCCUUCGCCUCCCACCUCUGCAAGAUACCACGCAAAUCACAUGAAGUUUAGAGGUUCGUUUUCGAGGAAAGUCGAAGAAAUACCCGUUGUCCCGGUUACUAUAUCCGUUACUUCCAACGCCCCUCAGAGCCCCGGGAAGCCCGAAACGUCACUAUCAGAAGCCCCUCCCGUCUCGUUAGAAGCUCCAGAAUGGGACUUUUUCGGUCUCGAUCAUGGUCAUGCAUCUAGCAAUCGUUUUUCCCCGAAAGAAGCAACGGGAGAGAAUGCAACCGAGACUGGAUAUGACGGGGCUUCUCUAUUGGAAGAUGAAGAACCGAAUUUUUCCUCCCCUAGAAGGGUCGAGUCACACGAGUCGGAUGAUGAAUUUGAUGACCCUCCUACAGAAACAUUGGUUCGAAGCUUCGAAAAUGUUAAUAGGACGAUGGAUAAUGCUGCAAAUUCUUUGAACGGGGAGAGCAAUUCACCUAAUCCGUCCCCGUUAAGACGUCCAUCUCGAGGACUAGUCGGGAACGGUGUGACAACGACCCCGGGAAGAGAAAACAAUCCCGAGAAUAAGGUUGCUUCAAAGGACUUCCUUUCCAGCAUGAAAGAUAUCGAGCUCCUCUUCGUUAAAGCGUCGGAUUCAGGACGAGAAGUACCCCGGAUGCUCGAAGCAAAUAAAUUCCAUUUUCGUCCAAUUUUUCCCGGGAGAGAAAGUGGUUUAAUAUCGAAAACAUUGUUAAAAUCUUGUUUCUCUUGCAGUGAAGAUCCUAGCCAAGUUCCCGAAGAACCUCCUCAUGCCUCUAUUAAGUAUCUGACUUGGCACCGGACCGCAUCAUCACGUUCUUCGUCUUCCAGAAAUCCACUCGGUGUGAACUCAGCAGACGAUGUUGAAGAUGUCUCGAAUAACCUUUUCGAUAACUUCUGUAUGAAUUCGGGGAGUCAUGCUUCGACCUUAGAUCGGCUGUUUGCUUGGGAGAAGAAGCUUUAUGACGAAGUUAAGGCUUGUGAGAUGGUCAGAAGUAUAUAUGAUUCGAGGCGCAAGGUGCUUAGACAGCUAGAAUCGAAGGGAGAAAGUUCACGAAAGAUUGAUAAAGUACGCGCUGUGGUGAAGGAUCUGCACUCGAGAAUUGGCGUUGCCAUCCACCGAAUCAACUCCAUCUCGAGGAAAAUCGAGGAAUUGAGAGACAAAGAACUUCAACCUCAGCUCGAGGAGUUGAUUGAAGGAUUAAGGAGAAUGUGGGAAACGAUGCUCGAUUGCCACAAACUUCAGCUCCACAUUGUAUCGAUAGCCCAUUCCCCCGGGAACAUCAAGGUCUCUAUGAAUUCAGAUUCACACCGGGAGACUAUUAUCGACCUUGAAAACGAGCUGAUUUCGCUAUCCUCGAGCUUUAUGAAGUGGAUAGGUGCUCAGAAAACGUACGUGGAAGCGAUUCAUAUGUGGCUCUUGAAGUGUGUAUUUUUUGAAGACAAAUCUUCCAAGAAGAAAAGGAAACAGCUACUACCUGCCCGAAAGGUCGGUCCACCGAUAUAUGCCAUAUGUAGUGUCUGGAUGGACAUGUUCGAGUCUUUGCCCACGAAAGACGUGGUCGAUGCCACGAAGAGCUUAGCAGCUGAAGUCACUCGUUUCUUGCCCCGCCACGAGAAAAAUCAAGCCAAGGGUGCUAAUCCUCCCCCACGAGACGAUGCCUCGGGGGACUUCAUUGCAGGGUAUGAUCGUUUCCAAACGAGCUUCGCUACUUUCCUUGCUCAGCUAACCAAAUUCGCAGAGUCUUCUGUUAAAAUGUUCACUCAUCUCCAGAAGGCCACUCAAGACGCUAAAAGUGUCUAUGCUCGAGUGAAAAUCAUGAGCCACGAGAACAGCAUUCCUUCUCACGAGAAGGAUCCGGAACCAUGAAAUGGCAUCGAAUGCUUAAUAAAACCAGACUGCACAGAUACAGGAAACAACGAAUCGAACCAUCAUUAUUAUGUCGUAUGUAUAGAUCGAGGCGGGAAUAAAAAGAGGUAAACUUAUUUUGAGCUUUUACAUCACUGCUUGACUGAAGAUAUGAAAUAAUGGAGCUCAGUAUAGUCAUUCAUAUAUAUUAUGUUUUAGGCAUAGUUAAACUUGUAAAAGGAGAUAUAGAUAGUGAUGAAGAGAUUAUGGUCUAUUGUGGGGAACUGUAUUUGUUGUAUAUAUUCAUCUUAAAUAAUCAAUCUUUUGGUUCCUUUAA